Messenger RNA from Cinara cedri, 4688 nucleotides. NCBI's taxonomy places the organism in Eukaryota, Metazoa, Arthropoda, Insecta, Hemiptera, Aphididae. The record is from the annotation of a GenBank genome assembly.
CCGCGCGUUAGAAAAACGUCCCGUCCCCCUCCCGCUCCCAACCGUCUGGAAUUGUGACGAAAACGCCGUCGACAAAAUGCCGGGGACACGGCGGUUUUUAUUCGCAUUAUCGUUAUUAUCGACCGUUGUUAUUGUUCCUUAUCAAACCAGGAAGACGCCCGCGACCGCGACCGCGUCUUAUCUGUAGAGUAUCCCGUCGGUCCGUCGCUCUAUAUAUAAUUAAUAAACGUUGGCGUUACGGCACAAACAUUUUUUUUUUUUUUUUCUGUCUCUCUCCGUCAACAGCAGCGGCAGCAGCAGCCGAGGGCCAUUAUAAUGUGAAUGUGCACGGGCGUGUGUUUGUGGUACGUGCGUCGUGUGUGUGCGCGUUUUCGGUGCUCGCUUGUACGUGCGUAGUUGCGCAGACAACCGCAAGCGUGCGUGCGCGUUCGCCCGUCAUUUUGUUCUCAAGUACCACGGUCGGUCCCGAUUAUUAUUAUUAUUAUUAUUUUUUUUUUUUUUUUCAUUCCGCUCGUACCAAAUAUUUUCCGUUUUCACUUUUCGCGAAAACUUCACGUCCCCACGGUGUCGUCGUAGUGGUCAGCUGCACGUCUUGGCCGCCGAUGGACAAUAGAUCCGCCAUCGUCCAAUCGACGGUACUCGAUCCGACGGUGACCACCGCCACCUCGUCAAUUGUCACCGUACCCAACAAUGGUUGCGGCGUUCCGGAAUGCCGGAAGACAAAUCACAAUUGGUGUUGCGGCACCGAACAGUGUCCGAUGUGUCUCAAGUUUCGAAAGUCGUUUCAUUGCACAACGUGUGUGGAAAACGGGGAUUUUGGCCACUCGUCGGGGUCCGUCGACAAGCAGGGAAGGUCAGCCAUAUAAUAAUAUAUUAUAAACAACACAUAAAGUCUGCUAAAUUAUACGUGAUACAGUUGGGCAUAUAUCCAACAACCUGGAGAAAUACCCAUUUAAAAAAAUAUAGAUCCCCAUUUUUUAAUUUUUUAAGUUAUUGGUAGGUACACAUAAAAAAACAAAGCCAAUAUAUAUAUUUAACUCAUUUUGGAUAGGUGACUGUUUAAUUCCAAACAGUUUUUAUAUAAUUAAUGUCAUAGUGAAAUGUAUAGUCUCAUAAAAUUUGGAAAUCCAAUAGGUAGGUACAUUUACCUAUUAUAUUGUCCAACAACAUUAUAUCUAUGGAAAAAUUCAAUUUUUUUUUUUUUACGAAUAAAAAUAAAAUAACGUUAUAAUUAUUUAUCGAACCUAUUUGGUCAUUUUUUAAAAUAAUUACUUUUUAUACUAAAUACCUGCCCGCCUAAUCUUACUUAUUUAAUUAUUAAAAUUUAUGGUAAAUAAUAAAUUAUUUGACUAUAACAUUAAUUUAUUUUAUUUAUAUGUCUAUAGGUUUUCCAAAAAACAAAUGAAAUAUCAAACUGUUGUGUAUAGUGCUAAUUUGUUCAAAAAUGAUUGUACGAAAAUGUUUUCAAAAAGGCAAAGCACUACUUUAAAGGUAACCAUACAAAUUAACUAACAAUUAUUAGGUAUCUGCCAUGUUUAUUUUAUUUCUACAGAGUGAAAUACAUACCAAUUUUUUUUUCAGAAAACUGAAGUUACAAUAUUACAUGACAAAAUAAAAUUACUAAAACUUGCCAUAGCGGACAAAAACAUAAUUUUAGCAGACAGUAAGGAUUUCCAAAUAGAAAUAAAAUAUACAUUUGUAUUUAAGUAUAUUAACUUGAAGUAUCUAUUAUUUUUCCCAGAAAAAAAUCAUCUGAAAAAAUUAAAAUUCGAAAUAGAUAAUCAAAAAUCAAGAGUUGAUCGGUAUGAAAAACGUGUAGUUCGUUUAGAAGAAUUUACCAAAAGCCAAUCAUCUGUUUUAAAUGAAAAAACUAAUGAAUUAUUGACCAUUAGACCAAGUUUAAAAAAACUUAUUCAGACACGAAUUAAACAACUAAUUUGCCAUAUUUUUACUUUAGAUGAAGUAGUUCCAGAUAAUUUGUUGUAAGUAAAAUAUGUUCAUAGUUAAAACUCUAAAUACAUAAUAAUACAUAAGUAAUUUAUAAUAUAAUUUAAUAAUUAAUGUUAAUAAUAUUUAGUUGCUUUUUUAUAUUGUUUACAAUAUAGCACAUAAUUACAGUAUCUAAGUGUUUUAAAAUAAUAAAUUAUCGUUAUUAUUCAGGAAUGAAAAACUAGAUGUCAAUACUAGUUCAAGUAACCUUACUUAUGCGUUAGCCGAAGCUUCAAAACUUACAUAUGUUUGUGGUCAAUGGGUUGAUACAUGUGAUGCUUGGUCUAGACAAACAGAACUUGGGUAUCGGAUUGUUGCACCCACAUUACCAGCAAAUGGAGACUACUCUUCUUAUAAUGAAUGGGGUUUAUAUUUAAAAUAAAUGUAUUUACUUAAACUUUAGUUCAAUCUAAUAAUGCUAUUUUCAUUUCUGUUUCAUUUCCAGUUUCAGAUAAGAAUAGGGAUUAUGCAUUUCAACAAAAUUUUAGUGAACCUAAUCCUGCGUGUACAAUAAGUGCGGCUUUGACAUAUACAUCACAAUUAGUAAAGCAACUUUCCUUUUUCCUAGACAUUUUUUUACCAAGGCGUCCAAAUUUUAGGUAAUGCAUAAAAUUAAAAAUAUUAGUUAUUAAAAUAUAUACUUAUUUUGUCUAUUUUCAGUGAAUUUUGUGGAAAUGAAUUAAACGAAACCAAAUUUUCAAAAUAUGUUACCCUCCUAAAUGCAAAUAUUCUUUACUUGUGCAUUAAACAAAAUGUUGACCCUAAGUUAUUACAUGCUGAUCAUACACUGAAAAAUUUGCUGCAACUUUUAGACACUUCUGUUAGUGAUCUAGGAAGGUAAAUUCGAAAAACCUAGGCCCUCCGCACAUGAGGCGAUUGCAACGCGACAACCUAUGAUUAUUAUUAUCCUUGUUUAUUUAUCAUUCAAAUUAUUAUUAGUAGUUUACUGAUGUUUGCGUAGUUUUUUGGUAGACUUUUUUAAAAUUUCGAGUUAACCUAGUGAUGAUGAAGUGAUUGUUACGUACUGUUUAUCGCCACUGUCGGCUUUUUGUAUAGUGGCCAGAGAACUUCAAUUUUUCAAUUAUACCAACAAAUUUAAUUUUAAAUGCUUCCAUUAUAUUGUAUUAAUAAUACAAUAUAACAUAGUAAUAUAUCUAUGUCUUUAUUAGUGGAUCCCCAUUUAUUUUGCUAGGAAAUAUGUCCCCUUGUGUGUGGAGAGUCUAAAUUUUUUAUAUCAGUAUUGAAAUUUUUAGUUGUUUAAACUGUAAUAAUUUACACACACUCAAAAAUUAAUUUGUGUAUUUCUAAUUAUUAUAUUUAUAUUUAUUUUAAUACUAGAAUUGAACCACCAGAUAUUGAUAGUAAAUUGUGUAAUGUACUUGAAGAUAAAAUAAGUUUUAAAUUAUUUUCAUGUAAUGUGGACUCAGAUUCUGAUGAUGAUAAUUAUUUUGAAUGGGAAUCCGUAAGUCAAAUGAUAAUAACCAAACAAUUUAAAUUAGUAAUAAUUAUAUUAUGCAUUUUUGCCAGGUUCCUAAUGUUCAAUUAGAUUCCACUCAUACACAAAUCUCUGUACAAUCCACUAGUAGCGUUGUCAGAGCAGGUCUUGUGGCCAGUACUGCAGCGAGUAUUGCUUCUAUGUGGCGUGGUUGGACUAAAUAAUACAUUUUAUUGAGCAAAUAUUUUAAUCUUUUUUUUAUUUAAUUUAAAAUUAUUCUUUGAUCUCAAGAAAGUGCACUUUUGCUUAUAAUUUUUAUUGUUCACAUCCAAAUGUUAAAUCUAUAUCUGAAAAAAUUAGGGUAAGCUUAAGACCCACAGAGAUGUCAAGUCAAUAUUAAUUAUAUUAUAAUUUUUUUUUUUUUUUAAUAAUUACAACAAGAAUAGACACUUUUUUUUUGUUACCAGUUAAUUAUAUAUUACUAUUAUUAUUAAUUUUUCUUAUAUAAUCUGUGCAUUGUUUUAUAUUUAAAAAUGUAUUCUAAUAUACAUUUAUAUUAAAUUAAGUUUAAUUUAGUCUUCACAAUUUAACAUUUAUUAUCAUAACACUCAUAGUAUUAACAACAAAUUUAAUCAAUUAAAAUCUCAAAUUCCUUUUUACACAUAAGAUUUAUAUUAUUAUUAUUUGUAUAUAUUAUAUUUACUGAAACAUGUCUAAUGUGGAGACAUCAGAAUUAAGUUUAAAUGACUAUUUAACGCAUCAGUGUAAUAAGAGUAGUCACAGUAGUUAUUAAAAGACUGUGUUAAUAUCCAUUUUCGAUUAAAUAAUUUCAAAUCUUACCAUACUAUAAUUUCAAUUCCAUUGAAAUGUUAUGUGUAUAAUUAAAACUUUCAUGAUAAAAUAUUUAUUGUUGACUCUGUGUUAUAUAUAUACCUAACUUAUCUUCAGACGAUGUGUUUACUAACUAAUUUGAUAUUGUCGAAUCUUUAUUUUAUAAAAUAUAUAUUGUUAUAUUUUUAUUAUUUGAAGACUUCAAUUUACCAUCAGCCAUAAGAGUUGUCAUAUAUUUAUUUAUACACAUUAAAUAAGUCAAAAUCCUUUAGUGAAAUAAAAUAUGUGACGGUGAACAAUAUUAGAAGUCCAAUAACAUUUCAAUUUAACCAAUAUUAUGACAAUAAUUAAAAAUUCAACUUUUCAAAAUAACAGAUAAAAAUAUUAAUAAUAAAAUUGCAUUUAAAUAAUUUAAGUAAAUAUAACCAAUGAA